AGGAGAUGGACAUACUUUUCGCAAGUAGCCCCAACAUGAAGGUACUCAUUGUCUUUGCCUUGGCUCUGGCCUACGCCUCUGGAUCGGCCCUGCGCUCCGGACUUGAUGGUCGCAUCACCCGCGGCGAGGAUGCCCGCGAGGAUCAGUUCCCCUACCAGGUGGGACUAUCCCUGAAGAUCGGCUCCUCCUCGGCCUGGUGCGGAGGUUCUCUGAUCGGACACGAGUGGGUUCUGACCGCCGCUCACUGCACUGAUGGUGUUGACUCCGUCGAGGUUUACCUGGGCAGCACUGUCCGCGACAGCCCUAAGGUUAAGCACCACGUUGCCAAGAAGGACAUCAUCAUCCACGCCGACUGGAACAGCCGCACUCUGCGCAACGACAUCUCCCUGAUCCGCAUCCCGCACGUCGACUACAGCGCCGCCAUCCACAACGUGGAGCUGUCCCGUAGCGAUGCCUCCUAUGACGGUGAUGAGGUGAUCGCCUCCGGCUGGGGCCGCACCUCAGACUCUGCUUCCGGCGUUGCUGCCCGCCUCCAGUACGCCCACAUGAAGGUCAUCUCCAACUCCCAGUGCAAGAGGACCUACUCCUCCACCAUCCGUGACUCGAACAUCUGUGUCUCCACCCCUGCUGGUGUCUCCACCUGCAACGGCGACUCUGGUGGCCCAUUGGUUCUGGCCUCCGACAAGGUCCAGGUUGGUCUGACCUCUUUCGGAUCCUCUGCUGGUUGCGAGAAGGAGUACCCCGCUGUGUUCACCCGUGUGUCCAGCUACCGCGACUGGAUCAAGGAUCACACUGGCAUCUAAGUCAAUCUGAAUAAAAAAUUGAUAGUUC
Messenger RNA from Drosophila bipectinata, 831 nucleotides. Its product is annotated as serine protease 1-like. The record is from RefSeq and is a predicted model, not a curated record. Gene Ontology annotation, molecular function: serine-type endopeptidase activity. Gene Ontology annotation, biological process: proteolysis. Lineage: Eukaryota; Metazoa; Arthropoda; Insecta; Diptera; Drosophilidae.